This is a messenger RNA of Diospyros lotus (date-plum), 2013 nucleotides long. RefSeq lists its product as uncharacterized. The transcript has 4 exons. NCBI's taxonomy places the organism in Eukaryota, Viridiplantae, Streptophyta, Magnoliopsida, Ericales, Ebenaceae. The coding region runs from base 763 to 1830 and encodes 355 amino acids. The record is from RefSeq and is a predicted model, not a curated record.
GCAGAUCUGGCUACAAGUAAAGUAAUCAAUCCAUGACCAUGAGAUGAGAGAGGAGAGAUGAGAGUAUAUCUACGUUGCUGCAUAUAUAUUAUAAUAUUAGCAAAUUGUAUAUAGAUCACAUUCAUGGGGAGCAGGGCCAGUGCAGUACCACAUAUAUAUAUAUAUAUAUUUGUAUAUUUACACACACAAACGCUUCCCAAGAAUCCACUGUAAAUUAAAUGAAAGAAGUAGCCAGCCGGCCAGCCUACUUCCCUUUCCUUCUACCCAAGUCUCCCCAUUUUAAGCUCUAAACUCUUGCCAUUUCCAACGUUCAAAAAGAGAGUGGUUUCUCGGCUCUUCCCUUUUGCCAUUCUCGAUCGCCAUUUGCUAUUUCUUGACAAGGUGUUCCUAACCCUGAAGAUGCCGAGUUUCCGGGUGGAGCUACUUGUUUUUCGUUAGCUUUGGCCAAUCAUUCAUUGUUCUUCCUUCCCUUGGUGGCUUGAAUUGGUUGGUCCAUUGAUUUUUGUUUCACUCAACAAACAUGGCAAUGGAGGUGGCGGUCACUCGGAAAGCCAGGCUGCAGCUUUUCUCUUUAUGAAAAGGAAGCGUUGCAGUGGGCAUAAACCCAUGAUAGCUUUCCAUUUGCCAGAUCUGUCACCGCUCUGCUCCCAUUUCAAUUCAAGAUCCGGGUCCUAUUUUCUAUCUUGGGAUUUGCGUCUAACACCUUGUGGGCAUUGCAUUUUUCAUAUAUAACACUGAGUUUAGCAUCAGAGAGGAGUGAAAAUGAGAUCCAUUGAGGAUAAGGGGUGUUUGAGCCAUGGACCAGCUCAGGAUAUUGCAACUAGCAACGCCAUUAAUUUUGAGUUCCAGAGAGGAAACGGGCUAAAUCGAACUCCUCACCAUCGAACGGCCUUAGGCAAACCGACGCCAUCCAAGUGGGACGAUGCACAGAAGUGGCUGGUGAACUUGUCCAGAGGGGGAGAGAAGAAUCAGUCCAAAACCAAGCCCCGGAAUUCGAAUGCCGAUGACCGGAGAUUGAUAGCUCCGGUUGCAAAGGAGGAUGACUGUUCGAGCGGCGAGUAUGAACAAGAAGCCGAGGAAAAUGGUGCGAAUUCGGUGAUCCAGUAUGAAGUGCAGACGAAGAAUGUGGACUGUGAGGAGUCCGUUUGGCGGAUCAAUAAGCCCUCACAGAAUUGCACAUCAGCUGUUCGAUCAAUUUCCGUGAGGGAUAUGGGAACGGAGAUGACCCCAAUUGCUAGCCAGGAGCCAUCAAGAACGGCAACUCCAAUUAGAGCCACGACGCCGGCGGCUAGGAGCCCGAUUUCUUCGGGGUCCUCGACCCCGGUGAGGGGGCAACAGAGGGUGCAGGGCCUAGAGAAUUAUCGGGCAUUGCCAGAAAGCAGAGGUGGCGCCAAUAGAGUCAGCAACCGCGACUUGGAAGAAUCUGGCUCUGGCAAGGUAGCCGAGAGCAACUAUUCGGAUCAAGCUAAGAAGCUCAAUCCUCUAGAAACCCGAGCAAUGGCUUGGGAUGAGGCUGAACGUACCAAGUACAUGGCAAGGUAUAGGCGUGAAGAGGUGAAGAUACAAGCAUGGGAAAAUCACGAGAAGAGGAAAGCUGAAAUGGAAAUGAAGAGAAUUGAGGUCAAGGCUGAGAGAUUUAAAGCUCGAGCACAAGAGAAGUUAGAGAACAAACUUGUUGCGACGAGGAGAAUAGCGGAAGAGAAACGUGCAAAUGCAGAAGCGAAACUAAAUGAUAAGGCUGUUAGGACAUCAGAGCGUGCAGAUUAUAUAAGGAGAACCGGUCAUCUGCCAUCUUCCUUCUCUUUCAAGCUCCCUUCUUUCUGCUGGUAGCUACUUGUAGUUAGUUUGACCCCACAUAUAUAUUUUAUGGUAAUUCUUGUUUAUUUGUUGGACCUCUGCAUGUGGAUUCACAUGGCAAGUGUUUAAUUGUUGAUGUUGCAAUCCUGGGGCUAUAGUUCCUCCAGUGAAUUCUGAAUUCUCCAUCCUAAAUAAACUUAAUGUGUGAUGAUUAAA